This is a messenger RNA of Lutzomyia longipalpis, 2169 nucleotides long. RefSeq names its product probable asparagine synthetase [glutamine-hydrolyzing] (gene AsnS). Gene Ontology annotation, molecular function: asparagine synthase (glutamine-hydrolyzing) activity. The record is from RefSeq and is a predicted model, not a curated record. Lineage: Eukaryota; Metazoa; Arthropoda; Insecta; Diptera; Psychodidae. The coding region runs from base 321 to 2036 and encodes 571 amino acids. The transcript has a single exon. Gene Ontology annotation, cellular component: cytosol.
CUUUCUCAUGCUCACCAGCAUCGUCUGAAUGCUGCGCAGGAGUGGAAGUUCUAAGAGAGCGGCGCACAUCUUCGGUGCAUUCAGUCAAUUUUCUUAUCAACCACACAAUGCUUGUGCUGCCUGCAACGCACUCCGCGAAGUCAUUAGCCACCGAAAUUGUGGGCAGAGGGAGAGAGAGAGUGACUGUGAGCAUAUAAAACACACAAGUCUCCCGGCAAUGAGCUUCAGUGUUGCAUCAGAAAACUACAGCGGUGGACGCGCAGCAGAAGAAGUUCCCAAGAAAUCACUUACCUGAAGAAAUAAUUUUUUUUUGUGUGAAAAUGUGUGGAAUUUUUGCUGUUUUCUCGAGAUCUUCGGGAGCCCUGACGGUGGCCAGGAGUGCAUCUGGGCGAAAGGAAUCCCUCCGGGAGUUUGUGUAUCGUCAAUCAGGAUGCCAACGACAUCGUGGUCCUGAUCACACGGGAGUUGUGCUUGUUCCUGAGCAUGGAGUAGCAAUUGUCCAGGAACGUCUUGCCCUGCUGGGAAUCCGUACUGGUGCCCAACCGAUGCAAUCUGCAUCCGGGGAGGUGAUCCUCGCGGCAAAUGGUGAGAUCUACAACUAUCUGGAAAUUGCUGCAGACAUCUCGCAGCGACGUGGCAUCAACUACACACCCAGGAGUGAUUCAGACGUGAUCAUUGGGCUCUAUGAGGAGUUUGGUAGGGAUCUUGUGCACCAAAUCACGGGAAUGUUCACCUUUGUGCUGUACGAUCGCACCAAGAAGACUUUGCUGAUUGCUCGUGAUCCCAUCGGGAUCAUUCCUCUCUACAUUGGUGAGGACAACGAUGGAAACAUUUGGAUUUCGAGUGAGAUGAAAUGCUUGGUGGGAGUAUGUUGCGAUGUUAAGGCUUUCCCACCGGGGACUCUCUGUUGGGGCACCCCCGAUCACUUAACUUUCGAACAAUUCUACAACCCAAAGUGGAUCAGCACGAUCCCAACGCAUCAAUCCAACUUGAUGCUCCUCCGGAAGAAAUUGGAGAAUGCCGUGAGAUCGCAUCUGCAGUGCGAUGUCCCAUUUGGGGCGCUUCUCUCCGGUGGAGUAGAUUCCAGUCUCAUUGCCUCAAUUGCAACGAAGAUUAUGCGUGAACGGGACCCAAACUUCCGCCUCAAGACCUACAGCGUUGGGCUCCGUGGAGCUCCGGACUUCAAGUACAGCCGAAUGGUGGCUGAUUACAUUGGGAGUGAUCACACGGAGGUUUACUUCACAAUUGAGGAGGGAUUGGACUGCAUUCCGGACAUUAUUCGUCACCUGGAAUCCUACGAUGUCACCACAAUCCGCGCCAGUAUCCCAAUGUACCUCCUUUCGCGUUUCAUCAAGAGCGAAGGGCUCAAAAUGGUGCUCUCUGGCGAGGGAGCUGAUGAGAUCUUUGGGGGCUACCUCUACUUCCACUGUGCCCCAAACCCGCGGGAUUUCCACGAGGAGACAGUCACACGUGUGCGAUGCCUCCAUCUCGCUGACUGCCUCAGAGCUAAUAAAUCCACAAUGGCAUGGGGCUUAGAGCUGCGUGUGCCCUUCCUGGACACGGAAUUCGUCAACUAUGCCAUGAACAUUCGGCCUGAAGAUCGAAUGCCAGCUGCUACGGAUCAGGCAAUCUCCCCGGAAAUCCUCGAGAGUGAAGGAACGGCGAAACGUGUGGAGAAUCCCAAAAUUGAGAAAUACAUCCUACGGGCUGCUUUCCGGGACAACUACCUGCCUCCGGAAGUUCUCUGGCGGCAAAAGGAACAAUUCUCCGACGGGGUUGGGUAUCAGUGGAUCGACACAAUUAAAUCCUUCGCAGCUGCCCACGUCGAUGAGGAGGAUCUUCAGCAUGCCCAGGAGGCUUUUCCCAUCAACACACCAACCACAAAGGAGGCUCUCUACUACAGACAAGUCUUCAAGGAAUUCUUUCCCGCCGAAACUUUCGACACAACAGUCAUGAAAUGGGUACCACGAACAGACUGGGGCUGUUCAGCUGAUCCCUCCGGACGUGCUCAAGCUGUCCAUGUUGCUCAUGCAUAAAGAGAAGCUCCUCCUCAUUCACACAAAGCGCGCUCAUUCAUUCAAAUCUCACCGAAACAUAAAAUUCCACCAAAUAUCAAGAAAAAUGUAUUUUUUUUAAAUAAAAAAUAAAAACCAUAAAAACUGACCUAAA